Molecule: messenger RNA, 1944 nt
Organism: Cokeromyces recurvatus
Lineage: Eukaryota; Fungi; Mucoromycota; Mucoromycetes; Mucorales; Mucoraceae
Exons: 4
Coding region: 213-1787 (524 amino acids)
Molecular function (GO): mRNA binding
Source: RefSeq, a predicted model, not a curated record
UUUAUUUUUUAUUUUAUUUUAUUUUUUUAUCUUUCUCCCCCACAAUUUCUUUUCCUAUAGAGUGUCUAUAACAUAAAUAUAUAGUCUUAUACAAAGAAAAAGAGGAAGGUUAAUUUGUAAAGUUUUUCUUGGUUCAAAAGGAGAAUCACAUAUACACACACAUAUAUAUAUGUAUGUAUAUAUAUAUAUAUAAUUAAUUCCAAAUUGCAGUUAUGACUCAAACACCAACGUCGCCUAUUUCACCCACUCCUUUACAUACUUCAUUUUUUAAUGGAUUCAUAAACAAUAACUCUUAUUUCACACAACAACAAGACAGUCUUACUUCACAUAUAAAAGAUGAAAUUUCGACUAUUUUCGUAGUUGGUUUCCCUGAAGAUAUGCAAGAACGUGAAUUUCAAAAUAUGUUUAUGUUUUCUCCUGGUUUUGAAGCUGCAACUUUAAAAAUACCAACGACAAAAGAAGGAGGAGGAGGAGGAGGAGAAGAUGAAAAUUUCCUAUUUAACAAUCAUAAUAAGAAACAAAUAAUUGGAUUUGCAAAGUUCCGUACUCGUAAAGAAGCCAUAGAUGCUCGAGAUAUAUUGAAUGGACGUAGAAUAGAUGCUGAAAAAGGAUGUUUAUUAAAGGCAGAAAUGGCCAAAAAGAAUUUACAUACUAAACGAGGAUUAUUAAAUGAAACUCAACAACAACAAGUUCAAAAUAAUCAAUCAUUUCAUUUUUUACAGCAAAAGCAAUAUCAAAAUCCUUUUAAUACUACUACUACUACCACUACUACUACUACUAAUACCUCUUCUGCUGUUUAUGAAGCAUUUCAUUCUGUUCCACAACAACCUGUGCCUAAUGAACUUAUUUCACCCAAUGAAAGUUACUCCGAUAUUUAUUCCGAUUUAAUGUCAACUCAAUCUGAUUCGGCCUAUAUUUCUCGUUCUCAAUCUCUGGAUGCUAGAUCAAUGGAUUUAUUUGUUACACCCUCUAUUUCUACAAGUCGAUUUAAUACGACCAAUAAUAAUCGAUUCACAUCUUCAGUUAAUUUCACGGAUGGAUUAGACUAUCUUUCCAAGUCAACACCUACUACAGAUCGUACCUUUCAAAGUAUAAAUGCCUUUUUUCAUAACAUCAAUAGUUCAUCAUCUCCACCUCCUCUUUCAGCUUCCAUAUCAACAGGAAUGACUAGAGUCAUGGAUGAUAAUCAUAACUAUUAUACUCAACAUCAAUCAACAUAUCAUAAUGAAUAUUCUAGCUUUACAAAUACUCGUUUUCAUCCUCUCCAUUCAUCCUCCUCUACACCUCCAAAAUCAUCAUCAUCAACAACAUCAUUACCACUACCACUACCACUACCAUCGUCAUCACCUAGUAUCUUAUCUCCUACAUCUAGUUAUCGUAGUUUAGGUGGUAUUCUAGUUGGUAGCUCAAAUCCUGCAGAUCAAAAUCCUCCAUGUAAUACACUCUAUGUCGGCAAUUUACCUCCAAAUACAAAUGAAGAUGAGUUAAGAGCUAUGUUUUCCAAAUGUUCUGGAUACAAAAGGUUAUCAUUUCGAAAUAAAUCAAAUGGUCCCAUGUGUUUUGUAGAAUUUGAAGAUGCAAUUUAUGCUGCACAAGCAUUACAAGAGUUACAUGGUAAUCCAUUAAGCAAUUCUAUUAAGGGUGGUAUUCGACUAUCUUUUAGUAAAAAUCCUUUGGGUGUACGCCAAAAUACAGUAAAUAACAAUAGCUAUCCAUUGAUGAGUGCAUUUAGUAAAAGAGAAACAAUUACAACUGCUAAUUCUACUACUACUACUACUAAUUUUUGAUUUUAAGUUUUUAUUUAUUAAUGCUUAUUAUUUAUAUAUAUACAACAAAACAUAUAUUCACAUUGAUACAUUUAUCUAUUUUACUCACUUUUGUUAUUAUUACUUACUUUUCUUUUUUUUUUCGUAUAUGUAAAAUGUAUACUAUGCUGGCAUUCUU